AUGGCGAACAAGUUUGGAUUAGGUUCUUUAUCUUUAGAAACUAAAAAACCUAACACUACAACGUGGAUAAAUAAAGCAAAACCGUACUUCGUGGAUCAAAUUGGAGACACACUUCAAGGUGAUUUAGAUAUGAACAAUUUUACCAUAACUAAUUUAAAGUCUCCGGAAAACGAUAAUGACGCCGUUCACAAGAAAUAUUUACGGGAACAAAUAAAUUCAAUUGAAGUAAAUAAAAACCAUUUAGAAGAUAAAAUAAGUAAUGUGAAAAUUAAAAAUUUUGUUAAUGAUACUAAACUACAACAAGAGGUAAAAGUUGAUUCAAUAGUCUUCAGACAAAACUCACGUAUGUCUAAUAAAAAAUCUAACGCUCGUAAAGUUCUUCAGUUUAUCAAUGGUACAAAAAAUGUAGAAACUAAAGAAUUAGAAAUUAACAAUGAAAACAGCAAGCUUCUUCACUUAUAUGAAAUUAAAACGAGUGGAAAAUAUAUAGAUAGGUUUAAAAUGUUAAUCAUACCAGAUAAUGAAGAAGAUGAACUUAUGUUGAGUAAUUUUGAUAUGUUAUUGGAAACGGAAACUCCACCAUCAGCAAGUAUUAUUAGAAAUCCAAAACCACAAAAAGAACUAAUCAAUUAUCAGUUUUUACGAGCAACAUACUUUGAAUACGUAAAACUAUAUUUUGUUGAUAAUGAUAUAUUAACCUCAAUCGAUAUUCAUAAAAGUCAACAACAACAAAAUGUUUUGAUACCAAUAAAAAGAGAUGAUGCAUCUGUUGAUAUGAAUUUAAAUAUUAGUAAACCAAAAUUUUCAGUUCAUCUGAAUAAGGUUAAUGAUUUGAAAGAACAAAUAUUCUUAGUAAAUAUGCGAAUUUUUAGUAAAGUAGCUUUAUCAGAAAGACAAGAACAUAACAGUUGA
Messenger RNA from Lottia gigantea (owl limpet), 912 nucleotides. RefSeq lists its product as hypothetical. The coding region runs from base 1 to 912 and encodes 303 amino acids. The transcript is spliced from 2 exons. Lineage: Eukaryota; Metazoa; Mollusca; Gastropoda; Lottiidae. The record is from RefSeq and is a predicted model, not a curated record.